AUGCUGCCCCGCAAAGCACUGUACAUCGGUAGCUUGGACGUACCCAGGCCCAACAGCCGUGUGGAGAUUGUGGCAGCCAUGAGAAGGAUUCGGUAUGAAUUCAAAGCCAAGAACAUUAAGAAGAAGAAAGUGAGCAUCAUCGUGUCCGUGGAUGGGGUGAAGGUGAUUCUGCGCAAGAAGCAGAAGAGAAAGGAGUGGACCUGGGAUGAGAGUAAGAUGGUGGUGAUGCACGAUCCCGUGUACAGAAUCUUCUACGUGUCACACGACUCGCAAGACCUGAAAAUAUUCAGUUACAUCGCAAGGGACGGCGCUAACAACUCCUUCAGGUGCAACGUCUUCAAAUCGAAGAAGAAGAGCCAGGCCAUGCGGGUGGUGCGCACGGUGGGCCAGGCCUUCGAGGUGUGCCACAAGCUGAGCCUGCAGCACGCCCUGCAGAACGCCGACGGGCAGGCGGACGGUGCCAGCGACAAGUCGGCCGAGGAGCAGCCGCUGGAAGUUCAUCAGAUAAAGGGCUCCAAGAUCACGGAUGUAGACGAGGUUGGCAUCGACUCUGACAGCAUCUGUGUGUCCGAGAGGGGACCCGGAGAGCUGCCCGCUGCCAGGGGGGACCUCGGCAUGCUGAAGCCUGGGCAAGCCCCGAAGGAUAAGAACUGCCAGGAUGCCGAGAACUGCUCCCUCCACCCGGCCAGCUCCCAGCAGCUGCUCAGCCCCGGCAGCCCCUGCUCCUCAGCCUCCAUCACCCCGCUGGCCUCCCAGCACUGCCUCCAGCUGCUCCAGCAGCAGCUUCUCCAGCAGCAGCAGCAGACGCAGGUGGCCGUGGCCCAGGUGCAGCUGCUGAAGGACCAACUGGCGGCCGAAACGGCGGCGCGGAUCGAGGCGCAGGCCCGGGUGCGGCAGCUCCUCCUGACCAACCGUGACCUCCUGCAACACGUCUCCCUGCUGGUGCGGCAGCUGACGGUGCUGGAAGCCCGGGAGCAGCACCGGCAGCCGGCUGACCGCUCCUUGCAAAACCUGUCCCUGGCUCAGUCCCUCUCCCUGAACCUGAAGAACCACUACAGCUUGGACAUCCACCUGCCCUCCACCUCCACCCCUGCCAGCAUCCUGGGCAGCCCUGUGGCCCCCGGCUCGCUGCCAGCCCUGGGCCCCGGGGACUCCUACCUCAACCUCGUCGGCCUGGAGAGGGGCGGCCACCGCUACGGCAGCAAGGAUGGGGACGAGUGCCUGGCUGUGCUGGAGGGGCAGGACGGGCUCAGCCGCCGCGUGGAGGGCUCCGAGGUCGGCGAGUUCUCUCUGCUCAACGGGAGCGGCCGGCAGAAGGUGGACGACACGGACAGAGGGGACGAGGACAGGAGGCAGCAGCCCAUUCCCAAGCUGAACCCGCCCCCACCCAUCCUACGAAAAAGGUCAAGCAAGACCUCCCCGAGCCUGGAAGUGGAGGUGAAGCUCGAGACCGCUGCUCACGCCAGCCUGCCCAGCCCCAGCGUCUCCAGCCUCACCAGCAUCGCUGCCAGCCCGCUCACCCUCUUGGACCCCGAGGCAAGGACUCCUGCCCGGAGCGCUGCCUCCAGCACGGAGCCCGGCCCUGCCGCAGCCUGCCAGCGCACUCUGGGCAAGGACAGGACUGGGGACAGUGGACAGAUGUCCCCCCUGGCCAGCGGCCACGACCCUGCAGCCACUGAGGCCCUGGCCAAGGACUUGGCCACCCUGGGCAGCCCCACGGACAGCACGCUGCCCUUCUCCCCUGCGGAUGACACCUGCUUGCACAUCAGCUUCUCUGAAGAUGAGCUACUUGAACCAGAGCUGGACACUGCCCUGGGGCCCAGCAGGGUCCCCUCUUAGUGGGACUGCAGGAGGUGGCAGCUGGCUGGCAGGCAGUGCCAGCAGCUCUGUCCCCAACACUCCACCAGCCCCCAGGGUUGGGGGCCCCCAUGCCCAGGCUGGGAAGCAGGUCCCUUCGCUGUCCCUGUCCCACGCAGCAGCUCUUCCCCACCACAUACGGGGCUGCCACACAGGAUGGGACCCAGCCAGCCCCCUGCCCUCAGGCUGCCCCAGCUCACACUGCCUUGUCCCCCCAUCCACUGCCUGCCCCGCAGCGGGGUGCUGCACGGGCUCCCAGCCUCCGGGCACCUCCCGCUGCUGCUGCCUGGCAGAGGCACAGUUCAUAUUUGUCACUGCAUCCCUUCUGCUGGCUGGGCGGCUGCAGGCAGCCCCGCACCAGCCCAGCCUUCCUGCAGCAGACGGGUGCCUUUGCCAGCCCCUGGCAGGGUGGUGCCAUCGCUGCCAGGCAGCUCAGGAGGGCAAGGAGCCGGCAGAUGGCACAGCCGCAGGCCAGGGCAUGCGGGAUGGGGACGGCACUGGUUUGAGUGGCUCCGGGGAUGUUCCACCCAGCCAGCGUUCCCCACAGGAUGCUCCACAGCAGAAACAUCCCCAGGAGCUGCCCAACGGGAGCCCCCGGGCAGGGACACGGCGCAGGGCGGGGAACACCCCGACACGAGGCUGCUAUCACUAACCCGGUUCAUCGGUUGUCACCGGCAGUAGCGGUGCAAGCGGGGUGGGUGGCACAGCCAUGGCGCUGCCCCCCUGCCCGGCUCCCUGAGGUGGGUGCCAGGUUGCCACCACGCUGCCAUGGGCCAGGUGUCCCCAGGGCAGCCUGUGUCCCACCAGUGCCACGCUGCUUUUGGGGAUGGCAGCCCCACCACCACGUCCCCAUAUGCAGCCACCACUGCCUCCCUCCACAGGUGCCUUUUCCCACGCCCCAGCACCCACUGCCCGCACAGGCUGGGGUCAGCCCCCCCCAGACACCACUAAUAGGGUGCAGGGCUGGCCCUGGGAGCCCACUGCUGGGGCGGGUGACUCCCCCGGAGGGAAGGUGCACCCCGUGUCUAGGGGUUGGGGUGGAAGAACCCUCCAUACCUCUCCAAGCUGCCAGUGGCUGCAGGCAGGAGGCUGCUCCGUCGCGCUGAUUUUAAGGUUUUCUGAUGUGGUUUGGGUUUGGUCAUGGAAUUGUGAGAGUCCUGGGAUGAGUUAAGGUUUAAGGAAGAAGCCAAGCCCUGGGUGAAGGGCCAAGGCAAGGCCCUUGAGUCGCCUUCGACCCGGGCAGGUUUGGGGGAAGGACCCGAGGAGAUGCUCAUCCCCCUCGGUUGUUUGCAAGAGGGAGUUGGGGAAGUGCUGGAUGGUCGAGAUGGGGAAGUGUCACACAGCGAUGGAGGAGAUGGAGACUCGGAGCAGCCGUGCUGCCUGUGCCCGGCACAGCCCUGCUCCCACGGGGAGGUGGGGGGGUGACAGGACCCGCACCCCAGAGCUGGGGCAUCACCCGGGGCUGGGACUGGGCCUGGGGCUUGUAAAGCUGCGGCUGGGCUGUCCUGUAGUGUGGUAGAGACAGACCAGCCCAUCCGUAGGAAUGAAGUACUCUGCAGUUUGGUAACUGACUUUUAAAGAAAAUAAAUAAAUAAAUAAAGGUGUCUGA
This is a messenger RNA of Athene cunicularia (burrowing owl), 3466 nucleotides long. RefSeq names its product carboxyl-terminal PDZ ligand of neuronal nitric oxide synthase protein-like. The record is from RefSeq and is a predicted model, not a curated record. Gene Ontology annotation, molecular function: nitric-oxide synthase binding. Bases 1 to 1839 code for a protein of 612 amino acids. The transcript is spliced from 11 exons. NCBI's taxonomy places the organism in Eukaryota, Metazoa, Chordata, Aves, Strigiformes, Strigidae.